Penicillium coprophilum is the source of this 1533-nucleotide messenger RNA. RefSeq names its product S53 family peptidase. Gene Ontology annotation, biological process: proteolysis. The coding region runs from base 1 to 1533 and encodes 510 amino acids. Gene Ontology annotation, molecular function: serine-type endopeptidase activity; tripeptidyl-peptidase activity. Lineage: Eukaryota; Fungi; Ascomycota; Eurotiomycetes; Eurotiales; Aspergillaceae. The transcript is spliced from 2 exons. The record is from RefSeq and is a predicted model, not a curated record.
AUGAAAAGAGACGAAGUCAAGAAAUUCUUGAGCCCACCAUCCGCGAUUUCAGACCGAGUUAUUGCAUGGUUGCGAUCAGAAAAUGUUUCCGCCAAUUCUAUCGACUUAGAUGGUCAUUGGAUCUCGUUCACAGUCCCAGUUUCCCAGGCCGAGCAGAUGCUGAAGACAGAGUUUUUCUACUUUCAUCAAGAAUCUCGGCAAAGCAUCGCCAUUCGGACACUUGGCUACUCGGUGCCUAGCGUCUUGCAUCCCUACAUUCAAUUGAUUCAGCCGACAACUCGAUUCGGCAAUCUGAUCUCUCAAAGAAGCUCCACCCUGAAACGGAAGCCAGCAACUUCCGAGCAGCUCGCCGCUGGAUGCAAUACGGCCAUCACACCGGACUGCCUUCGGAAUCUGUAUAGAUUUGAUGACACGACCACCAGACCCGAAUGGCGCAAUCGACUCGGUAUAUCUGGCUUCUUGGAACAAUAUGCUCGCCACGCUGAUUUCGAGGAGUUUUUGCGUCGUUACGCCCAAAGCCACACAGACACGAACUUCAGUGUUGUGUCUAUUAAUGGCGGCCGAAAUGACCAACACUCAAUAUCUGAUAGUAUCGAAGCGAAUCUAGAUGUACAGUACUCCAUUCCGUUGGCGGAUGAAGUGCUGGCAACAUUUUAUAGUACUGGGGGACGCGGUCCUGUUGUUCCCGAACUAAAUCAUCCAGACUCUACUGAAUCGACAAACGAGCCAUAUCUUGAACAGCUCCAUUACUUCUUGAAUCUCCCAGACGAAGAGCUCCCUGCGGUACUUUCCAACUCGUAUGGAGAAGACGAACAGAGUCUUCCACCGUCGUAUGUAAACGCUACUUGCAGCCUAUUUGCCCAGCUCGCUGCCCGGGGUGUUUCAAUACUUUUCAGUAGCGGGGAUGAGGGCCCGGGGCGUGCUUGUGUGAGAAAUGACGGGACGAAUCAGACCAGAUUCAUUCCCGAAUAUCCGGCUUCUUGCCCAUUUGUUACUGCUGUGGGUGGCACAUACGGCAUCAAUCCCGAAAGAGCGGUUUCCUUCUCCGGGGGUGGGUUUUCAGAGGUAUUCCCUUGUCCCCAAUACCAGGACCAGGCAGUGAAGGGCUACUUGGAGCAUCUUGGAAGUCGAUGGAAUGGACUUUAUAAUGCUACGGGAAGAGGAUACCCUGAUGUAUCAGCCCAAGCCGCGAAUUUCAUUGUUCGGGACCAUGGCGAGUGGGUCUCAGUUCGCGGAACAAGCGCUUCAGCACCAGUGGUUGCCGGUAUUGUGUCUCGGCUCAACUCUGCUCGUCUUGCCCAGGGUAAGCCUCGGAUGGGCUUCCUAAACCCAUGGCUCUAUAGCCACGGGCGGACCGGGUUCACGGAUAUUGUCCUGGGUCGCUCUUCGGGCUGUAACUGGACUGCAGGAGAUGCCAAUCUUCGGGUACGGAAUGCUAGUUGGGAUGCCGUCGAAGGGUGGGAUCCGGUGACAGGGCUCGGCACGCCCUUUUUCCGUACACUCGUGAGAUUGGCAUUGUCAAAUGAUGUGUAG